This is a messenger RNA of Impatiens glandulifera, 2202 nucleotides long. RefSeq names its product receptor-like protein 56. Gene Ontology annotation, molecular function: protein binding. The record is from RefSeq and is a predicted model, not a curated record. Bases 1 to 2202 code for a protein of 733 amino acids. The transcript is spliced from 4 exons. NCBI's taxonomy places the organism in Eukaryota, Viridiplantae, Streptophyta, Magnoliopsida, Ericales, Balsaminaceae.
AUGAUCAACAGCGACACCACCACCUUAUGCACUCAGCGGCCGCCAUGGAGGAGGAGGGAUACCCUCUUGGUUACUCCCCAUUGUGGUAGUCAUUGCGGCUAUCACGGUGGUGGUAAUUCAUCAUUUUAUAAUAUGAUCAAACUUAAGAAUCUUGAUUUAAGUGGGAACAAUUUAGAGAAGGAUGUGCUAGUCACACUUGGUGCAUUGUCAUCCCUUCAAUUUCUAAACCUAAGUAAGAAUCCUUCUAUUCAAGGUUCAUUCACCAAUGAAGAUUUAAUUGGGUUCCAUCAUUUAGAAAUUCUAAAUCUUGAUCAUUGUGGAUUAAAUGGAACUAUACCACCUCAAAAUUUGUGUAAAAUGAAAAAACUUAAGGAGUUGGAUCUUUUUAACAAUUAUUUGGAAGGAGACAUCCCUACACGCUUAAACGAGUUAUCAUUUUUGAGACGAUUGGAUGUCAAUAAUAAUCUAUUGAAUGGAAGCAUAUCUUUGUCACUAUUCAAAGAUCUCAAUUCCUUGGAAUAUAUUAAUCUACGCGAUAAUAAUCUAGAAGGAUCGUUGUCUUUGAGUACAUUUGCCAAUUUAUCGAAGCUUCAAAAUGUUCUAAUAAAUAGUAAGAGUGAUAAGCUAGUGAUAGAAGAAGACGAGGUUGAUUGGGUUCCUAAGUUUCAAUUGAAGACUCUUAUCCUAUCCAACUGCAGCUUGAAGUUAUUACCCAAGUUUCUUCUUUUUCAGAAGAAUCUUUUCGCCAUCGAUCUCUCUCACAAUAGAUUAGGAGAUUCCUUUCCCAACUGGUUGGCGGCAAACAAUACAAUGCUCCAUUAUUUAUAUAUGCAAGAUAAUAAUUUGAGUGGAUCUCUUCAUAUGUCAAAAAACUCACUAAUUGCAUUGGAUGUAUCACGUAACAAUUUGAGUGGCUUCUUUAACUUCAGUUGGAGUAUAGGACGAGGUGACAUGGAUUUCAUUGACAUCAGUCACAACAAAAUGUCAGGUCAUAUUCCACGUUCUUCUAUCUCCAUCACGAUCCGCAUGCUUGCCAUGCGAAACAAUUCAUUUUCUGGCCCUUUUCCAUGCGAGUAUGUUGCAGAUACUUUGGACAUUUCUUAUAACUCAUUCACGGGAGCAUUCUUUUCUUGUCCGGGAGUGAAGUACUACUGGAGUUACCUGAACUUGUAUGGGAAUAAGUUCACAGGAAUAGUUCCAGAAACUGUUUUCAGUUCACUACUUAGUCUCAAUACAUUGGACAUUGGAGAGAACUCCUUCUCUGGAAAGAUACCAAAUUUCAUUAAGCAUGAAUCUGAUAUAAGAGUAUUAUCUUUGAGAGGAAAUGAUUUCACUGGAGAAAUCCCACAUCAGUUAUGUCAAUUGCGAAAGUUAAAUUGGUUGGAUUUGUCCAACAACUUCCUCUCGGGACCUAUUCCUAGUUGCCUCGGUGAUAUGAAUUUUGGGAAAGACCCAAAUUAUGCCGGUAUAACAUAUAUCGCACCAACUUCAGUUGAAGGAGAGCUUGAAGGAAUGCAGUCAUAUGUUUAUGAUGAUAAUGUGGAGAUGUAUACUAAGUACAGAGCUGAUUCCUAUACUGGUAGGUUAUUGGCAAUGAUGUCUGGAUUGGAUCUAUCAUGUAACAACUUGGAAGGAGAAAUUCCAAAUGAACUCGGAUAUCUCAAUUCCAUCCAUACUCUCAACCUUUCACACAAUUGGUUAAGUGGAUCCAUUCCUCAGACAUUUUCAAACCUGAAACAGAUUGAAAGUUUAGAUCUUUCACAAAACAAUCUCAGUGGAGAAAUUCCAUCCAACUUGAUAGAUCUGAAUUUUAUGGGGACAUUUUCUGUAGCAUAUAACAAUCUAUCGGGAAGACUUCCAGAUAUGAAGGGUCAAUUUCAAACCUUUAAAGAGAAUAGUUAUGCAGGUAACCCAUUCCUCUGCGGACCUCCAUUGAAGAAAGACUGUAAGGUCAAGAACAAGAACAACAAUGAUGAUCAUCAUGAUCAUGAUGAUGAUAAAGAUGAAGCGUGGUAUACUAUUGACAGAGAGGUUUUCUUUGCAAGCUUUAUGGGGGCCUAUAUUGUCUACAUUUUGGGAUUCAUUACAGUUCUCUGGAUCAAUACCCGUUGGCGUAACAUGUGGUUCAAUUUCAUCGAAAAUAUCUUGUUUUCGUCUUACUAUUUUCUAUUAGAUGCAUGGUAUAAGUGUUUUAGGGUUUGA